This is a messenger RNA of Peronospora belbahrii, 1194 nucleotides long. NCBI's taxonomy places the organism in Eukaryota, Oomycota, Peronosporomycetes, Peronosporales, Peronosporaceae. The record is from the annotation of a GenBank genome assembly.
AUGACUGGAACUGCGUUGGUUUCGAGAAUAAAGGGAGAAUUUGAUUUGCUUGGCGUCGUCAUGGACAAGAUGAGUGAAGCGACGCUAUUUAACGCACUGGCGUGGAUAGAGACGCUUAAGACACGUGAAGACAUUGACUCUCAAAAAAUAGACGCUGCAUUGUCCCGUCUCACCGAAGCAUUUGGCGUGGAUAUUCACAAUGAAGAGCAAAAAAUACAGAUGAAAGUCAAUGGUGAGGCUUCAUUUGACGAGAUCUUUGCUGCUGGACUUAAGGCUUUGGACUUGGAGAUGGGGACAGCCAAGUCGGCAGUCGACGAAGAUUCCGUUGUUAAAAAGCACCCGGAGCUGUGGAAGAAGUGGCUGGCAAAACUAGAGACCAAGGGAUUUUUUAAGGAUACGACUCAUGGGUCCAGUGAAUAUGCCAUGCGGACGUCCAAGGCGCUGGCCAAGUUUAAAGAGAAAUUUGGAGACGCAAAGCCCGAGAUGUCCAAGGAGGAGAAAGAAGCCAAAGCUGAGGAGCUAAAGGCUCAGGGCAAUGAAGCACUGAAUCGCCAAGACUACGAAGGAGCUGCCAAGUUGUAUCGCGAGGCGUUAAAGUUGUCAGCGGACGGACCUUCGUCUCAUAUUUACCACUCAAAUUUGGCGGCAGCUCUGUUGUACUUGGGCAAAUACUUUGAGGUAAUUGAUCACUGUGAACAGUCGAUCUCGUUGAAGCCGGCGUACGUGAAAGCGUACUCGCGGAUGGGAAGUGCUCAGAUACAGCUGAAGGACUUUGACGGUGCUGUAGACACAUUCCGACGUGGACUUGAGGUGGACAGCGCGAAUGCUGCUUGUUGCGACGGACUUGCAGAAGCCGAGCGCAAGCGCAACCAAAUGCAGACAACUCCCGCAUCUUCGACUUCAGGAACAGCACCGCCAGCUGGAGGCGCAGGAGGCAUGCCUGACCUGUCGAAUCUGGCAAGUUUGCUUGGUGGUGGUGGAGGCGGCCUUGCCGACAUCAUGAACAAUCCACAGAUGAUGCAGAUGGCCCAGGGUAUGAUGCAGAACCCGCAGAUGAUGCAGAUGGCGCAGAAUAUGAUGCAGAAUCCGGACAUGCUGAACAAUCUCAUGGGGUCCAUGGGCGGCGGAGCUGCUCCAAACAGCAGUGUUGGUGCUGGUGCUAGUCUGGUGCUGGAGGCGGCAUGCCCGACAUGA